CUAUACACAAAUGCACACGUCCAUACAACAUUCUGCGGUCGGUGAAGGCUCGUUUGGAGAGGACUCUAGGAGAAUCAUACAACAUGAAGUUAUCAAUGAAAGCAUACUGGUGUCGACACUACAACCAAGGACCGCGAUGACCGGUGGAAUACGAGAAACGGCAUUCGGAAAGCGAAGUCAUCCUGACGUAUUUGAUACGUUCCGAUACGAUUCAAUGGAGUGUUUAAAGAAGUUGUUUUAUGAUUCUGAUAAUCCCAAUGUGUCAUUUCGUGCAGCCCGUGUUACAGACCGAAUGUACAAACGUAACACAGGGGCCCUUGUUAGGCUGAAGACGGUGGCGCAAACAGACGGUCUCGAAGAUGUAGAAAGUCUGCGAGAAGUACAUGCACAACUGCAAUACAUUGAUACACAACUUGAGAGGCUCAUCAAUUGUUUGUCCGAUAUGAAAACGGCAAUGGAAGUCACCUUGGAAACACUAUCUACAGAUCAUUCAAAGCUGAAUGUUUCUCUUUUCAGCUUCAUAGAAUUGAACUACAGUCUAGGCUUGGAAUGGUGUUGGUUUGAAAGCUUAUGCACGAAUUACAGAAAUGAAAGCGAUUUACAGAUGAAACAAUUGUAUGAUUUUCUGAAGUAUCCAGUCAAUAAAAUGUCCUACGAAGAGCGCCUAGCGCGCAAACAGCGACUUAUCACAAAUAUUGAAGACGAAAUAAGAAACAGUCUUCCCAAAGAAAGAGAUUAGGACAACGAAGCCUAUAUUUUGCCAUUAUUGUUGUAAACUGCAACACGCAUUUUGAUUAUUUUCUUGUCUUUACGUGCCAUGAUAUCAAAUAUUUCAUAUGUACAAAAUUA
Mercenaria mercenaria is the source of this 849-nucleotide messenger RNA. RefSeq lists its product as uncharacterized. NCBI's taxonomy places the organism in Eukaryota, Metazoa, Mollusca, Bivalvia, Venerida, Veneridae. Bases 11 to 739 code for a protein of 242 amino acids. The transcript has 5 exons. The record is from RefSeq and is a predicted model, not a curated record.